AUGGGUGGACCGGGGCUGGGGCUGUUUGAAACCCUCGUCUAUCUGGGGCAGACCCCCCUCUCUUCUAAUACCUGCAGCAGCAGCAGCAGCAGCAGCAGCAGCGGUGGCAGCAGCAGCAGCAGCAGCAGCAGCAGCAGGGGAGGGUGCAGCUGCUGCGGGGAGCCUGUAGUUGUACUGGCGAGUCAGUCUCCUCAAAGGGCAAAUUUGCUGCAGCAGCAGCUCCGCAUUCCUGUACGAAUUGUUGCUUCCGAUUAUGAAGACAAAGCCAAGCAGGAGCAGCAGCAGCAGCAGCAGCAGCAAGAGGAGCAAGAGGGACAAGAACAGGCCGAGUUGCUGCUGCAGCAGUUGCUGAUACCGUAUGAAUGCAGCAGCAGCAGCAAGCAAAUUCAUACGCAGUCCUGCCCGCAGCAGCAGCAGCAGCAGCAGCAGCAGCAGCAGCAGCAGCAGCAGCAGCAGCAGCAGCAAGGAUGCAGCAGAAUAAAACUCUUGGCCCUGCGAAAUGCCCACGGCAAGGCAGCAGACGUUGCUGCAAGGCUCUGGGGAAGCAGCAGCAGCAGCAGCAGCAGCAGCAGCAGCAGCGCGUGCCGCAGCAGCAGCGUGAUAGUGUCUGCUGACACGGUGGUUGAUUUAGACGGCCUCUUGCUUGAGAAGCCCUCAGAUGCUGCAGCAGCAAAACAAAUGCUGCAGCUGCUGCAGGGAAGAACCCACUGGGUGCACACAGCCGUCUGUAUAUACACCCGAACACAGUACAACCAGCAGCAGCAGCAGCAGAAACAGCAGCAGCAGCAGCACCAGCACCAGCACCAGCACCACCAGCAGCACCAGCAGCAGCACCAGCAGCAGCAGCAAAAGGGCCUGGGCGCUGCUAGUGCAUUUGUGCGGUCUAGCGCUGUAACAUUUCGGCGUUUGUCUGAGUUUGAAGUUGAACAGUAUUUAAAGACAAACGAGUACCUAGGGAAAGCAGGGGGCUACGGCCUGCAGACUUUAGGCGUUUGUUUGCUGCAGUCUCUCUGCGGCUGCAGCAGCAACGUAAUUGGUCUGCCUCUCUCUGAUGUUGCUGCUGCUUUUGCUGCUUUAUCAGCAGCAAACAAACUCUAA
Messenger RNA from Eimeria acervulina, 1098 nucleotides. Its product is annotated as septum formation protein maf, putative. The transcript has 2 exons. Bases 1 to 1098 code for a protein of 365 amino acids. Gene Ontology annotation, molecular function: nucleoside triphosphate diphosphatase activity. Lineage: Eukaryota; Apicomplexa; Conoidasida; Eucoccidiorida; Eimeriidae. The record is from RefSeq and is a predicted model, not a curated record.